Molecule: messenger RNA, 1245 nt
Organism: Pelagomonas calceolata
Lineage: Eukaryota; Pelagophyceae; Pelagomonadales; Pelagomonadaceae
Source: the annotation of a GenBank genome assembly
AUGCAUCGCCUAUCCUUGCUCCUCACCAGCGCAGCGGCGCUCGUGCCGCAACGUACAACUCAAAGAUUGCAACCUUUGAAUAAUGACGUCAUCGAUGUAAGCGAAAGCGCGGUCGUCGAGCGGCUCGAGAACUCGCCCUACCCUUCCUUAGUGGAAAAGGUCGAGCUCUUCCUCGAAAAGCCUCUGAGUGGAGAGAACCAGUACCUCGUGAAGGGGAGAUACGAAGCGCCAGGAGCCGCUGUUUUAUAUUGUUUUGAUGAGAUCCGCGCGCAAGCGAAGGACAACCUCGCGGAGCCGGGCUUCCGACCGGGAGAGAUCCCGCCCUGGAUCAAGACGCAGAUGGUCGAAUUUUCAUUAACGUCGGUGAUGGAGGACGUCCUCAAGUACGGGGUCGAGUGUGAUGGUAUGUCGAUUCUCGACGAUACCGGUAACGGCGAAGAUUUGAUCCGGUGGGACGAGGAGCCCGAGAAGGAAAGUAAGACCUACGUCCUGGGCGCGCCGUACGUGUUUCAUGCGGCCUUCAACGCCACGCUACCGGAAGCUCCGGUCCUCGGCGAGGCGGUGACCAUAGAACAGCUCUACAAGUUGGACGACGCCGCGGCCGCGCGCGCGGCCAAGGUCCUGGCGAACAAGGGCAAGGUGCCGAACCUGAUGAGCGUGUCGUCUUCGGGGGGUGGCACGAAAAAGAAGAAGACCUCUGCCAAGAAGAAGAAGGGCGGGAAGGGUAAGAAGAAGCGAUAGACCACCACCGUAGUGUGCGGGUAGUGCUCGCUGGUCGGGCCGCAGGCCACUAGGAAUCGGCUGUCCCCUGCCAGUGCCAUCGUUCACAAUUUGAUGCUGUCUGAGUGUCUGGCCGUCCGCAACGCGAUGGUAUUGUACACACCUACCCGCACGCCGCCGCGGCGCGACGCGCUCCAAGCUGCCGUCGACGCGGCGGACAAGGGCAGCGCCAUCCGCCGGCGGGCAGCUGAGGCGGCGGCCACAGCGGGCGCGCUACGCAUCCGCGAGCGCAAGCUGGAACAGGAUCGCGAGGAGGCGCGUGACACCGCGCUCGGCGAGUACACGCGACGAGGCUACGAGCCGCCGAGCGACCGCCGCGCGGCCGAGACGCGUGCCCUCUCGUUCUCCUCCUCGUCGUCGGACGACGCGGACUACGCGCCCGGGGAGAUUCCCGAGGCCGCCGCGGCGGAGCCGUCGCAGAGUUGGCUCCAGCUGAUCUGCCCCUGGGCGCCCUGGCGGCAGUAG